ACCUUCCGCUCGUCUACGGCCGCGGAACCAAUACGAAGCUGCUCCUGCACAAGAGACGAGACGAAACGAAACCAAACGGCGGGUGGGAGCCGAGGUCGGUCGGUGGUCCACGCCCACGGCGAGCCCGACCCGAAGCUUCCAGAGCCGUCCGUGAGCCAUGGGAGACGCCGCCCCGCCGCCGCCAGCCUCGGGCCCGCCCUCGUUCUCCUACCUGGCCGUGUUCUCCAACUGCCCGCUCGUCGCCGCGGUCCUCGCCUUCGCCAUCGCCCAGUCCAUCAAGGUCUUCACCACCUGGUACAAGGAGAACCGGUGGGACGCGAAGCAGCUGGUGGGGUCGGGCGGGAUGCCGUCGUCGCACUCGGCCACCGUCACCGCGCUCGCCGUCGCCGUCGGACUGCAGGAGGGCUUCAGCAGUUCGCUCUUCGCCACUGCCGCCGUCUUUGCCUCCGUGGUGAUGUAUGAUGCUUUUGGUGUCAGGCUACAUGCAGGGAAACAAGCAGAGGUCUUGAAUCAAAUUGUGUAUGAACUUCCAUCAGAGCAUCCACUGGCUGAAACAAGACCGCUACGGGAGCUCCUAGGGCACACACCACCUCAGGUUGUUGCUGGCGGGGUGCUUGGAUUUGCAGUAGCCACAUUUACAGCGAUGAUAUCUGGCCUUGGCAGUUGAUUCUCCUGACUGGUGGAUCCACAUUUGCAUUGAAGUUUUCGAAUCCAAAUUGGAUAUACGAUUUCGGACAGCUUUGUUUAGAUAAUGCAUUGUGUAUAGGUGUAUUUAAUAUGCUGCAAACCACUCUGUCAAUUUCUUGAGAGAGAAAAACUUGCGCCAUUCCUUUGUAGCUAACUGACGGAUCAACUAUUUGUUGUAUUCUUUUUUCGUCCA
Phragmites australis (common reed) is the source of this 880-nucleotide messenger RNA. RefSeq lists its product as uncharacterized. The transcript is spliced from 5 exons. Bases 158 to 667 code for a protein of 169 amino acids. Lineage: Eukaryota; Viridiplantae; Streptophyta; Magnoliopsida; Poales; Poaceae. The record is from RefSeq and is a predicted model, not a curated record.